AUGCACCGGGAGAAGAUAUCCCCCGACCUCGUCGUGCAGCUCUUCCAGCUGCACUGGGAGGAGAGCGAGAGAGAGAAGGCGGCGGCGGCGGCCGCGGCGGAGGGAGGGGACGGCGUGGACGGCGUGGACGGCGACGGCGACGGCGGCGGCGGACGCGCGGCGAGGAAGAUCUCGAUAAAAGACGAGGCUGUCCUCGCGAGCGCGGAGGUCUUGCGGCACUUCGCCGCGGAGAUCGUGCACAGGGCGGUGGAGAUCGCGGCGCAGGACGGGGACGACACCGUGGACGGCGGGCACCUGGAGCGGAUACUCCCGCAGCUGAUGCUCGACUUCGCGACGUGA
Molecule: messenger RNA, 339 nt
Organism: Micromonas pusilla CCMP1545
Lineage: Eukaryota; Viridiplantae; Chlorophyta; Mamiellophyceae; Mamiellales; Mamiellaceae
Exons: 1
Coding region: 1-339 (112 amino acids)
Biological process (GO): DNA repair; replication fork processing; kinetochore assembly
Cellular component (GO): FANCM-MHF complex
Source: RefSeq, a predicted model, not a curated record